Messenger RNA from Urocitellus parryii (Arctic ground squirrel), 924 nucleotides. Lineage: Eukaryota; Metazoa; Chordata; Mammalia; Rodentia; Sciuridae. The record is from RefSeq and is a predicted model, not a curated record.
AUGCGUUCCAACUUAGUAGCUGACCCACUUUUUCUGUGGGCUCUUCAAGUUGUCACCUAUAGGGGCACUGGCAGAAUGGGCAGAGCUAAGAAAAGAUUGUCAGGACGAUCUGACUCAGGCACUCCUAACUUUGGUUGCAACAGUGGCAAUGAUUUGGACAGAGUCAUCUCACUUCCGAGUGCAGCACUAGGUUUUUUUUUUUUUUUUUUUUUUGCCUCUUCUCUCUUAUAUAGACCCCUGGAACGAUCCAGUGAAGAUGUGGAUAUAAUCUUCACACGACUGAAGGAAGUUAAAGCUUUUGAGAAAUUUCACCCCAAUCUCCUUCAUCAGAUUUGUUUAUGUGGUUAUUAUGAGAAUUUGGAAAAAGGAAUAACAUUAUUUCGCCAGGGUGAUAUUGGGACAAACUGGUAUGCUGUCCUGGCAGGGUCUUUGGAUGUUAAAGUAUCUGAGACCAGCAGUCACCAGGAUGCGGUGACCAUCUGCACCCUGGGGAUUGGGACAGCCUUUGGAGAGUCCAUUUUGGACAACACGCCCCGCCAUGCGACCAUCGUUACCAGGGAGAGCAGCGAAUUGCUCCGCAUCGAGCAGAAGGACUUCAAGGCACUAUGGGAGGUGAGCCCCAAGGCUUCUUUGUCAAUUAAUACAGUUUCAGAUGAGAACGGGAGUUGCCACAUGGAUAAUGGCAUUACAGUCAGGCCUUAAUGUGUUCUGUUCUGAGCUGGUAGAUGGAAUUUAAUUUUCAAAACUUGUUUUUGAAAUGAGUGAAUGAAAAAGCCAUUUUGACACAAGACAUCUUUUUUUUUAAUUUAGUGCUUGCUCAAUUUUCUGUAGUUUGACAUACCUUAUAAUUAUUUCUUGAAUGACCAUAGAGCGUUUUUAUGUAUUUUCUCCCUCCUAUUCUACAGAUGUAUUCUUAACCAGGGA